This is a messenger RNA of Coffea arabica (coffee), 1758 nucleotides long. The record is from RefSeq and is a predicted model, not a curated record. Lineage: Eukaryota; Viridiplantae; Streptophyta; Magnoliopsida; Gentianales; Rubiaceae.
UGCUUUGGAAACUACUCAACCCAACAAGGCCUUAUUUGGAAGUACCUUUUAGUCUUCUUUGUAUAUCGAGAGUGAGUAAAGUUGGUCUUGUCUGGCAACCCAAACGAAGCCUCGAGUUCUCUUUCAGAAGCUAUAACUUUGGGUAACCUUCGCGCAGACACAGUAGAAGAUUUUAUACACGUUAACAUUUUUUUCAAAAACGAUGAUUUGCCGGUAAAACGACGUCAGUUACAGAUUUGAAUAGUCAAUUCCACCGUAAAUCUUCAGCUUAGCAGCGAAACAUUUUGUAGUAUUUGUUUUAUUAAUCUAAACGAAACAUUCUGUCUUGCGAAUUCGCAUAAUUCAGAUUUCAAGAUUAGAUUAGGGCCUUUUCUUUUUGCUUCAUUUUGGAGUGCCUUUUGUUUUUUUUUCUGGUGUCAAAUGAUCGUUUCCACCGGAGAAAAAGUCCGAUCAGAAUGAUACAGGCGGUGAUUUCUGGAAGCUCCGCUUAUCUCAGAGCUCUUACUCAGGAAAUCGAGAAGAAACUCCAACGAGCAUUAGCUUCGGCACCGCAAAGGCGGAAUUUGUUGCAGGAGUUGUUUGCGGAUAUAGCUUUAGAAGUAGAUGAUCGAGCGAGAGAUAUCAUUUUCAGGAGGGAAGAUGUAAGUUCAGUAGCAGAAGACUAUACCGAAGGCCCUAUAUGCUUUUACAAUGUCUUGGCUGAUUAUUUUGUUUGCAUGCCUCAAAAUGGGAAGCCAAUUUUAGAUUUGAUUGUUCAACUUUGGAGCCAGUCAUUUGCAUCUAAUAUUUUUACCCUUUUGUUCCACAAGUGGCUAUUUGAGGUUCAACUUGAGAAUCCUGAAACUCUUCUUCGUUACUCAUCUGCUCUUGUUCAGGGUGCAACAAAUGUCUUCUGGAUUGACAUCCAAUCAAACACCAGGCGUUUUCAAAGUCUCUUUUGGUAUCUUCUGGAGGAUGUUGCACUUGUUCCUGAGCGGUUGAAGAAGAUCCCCUUACAGGCCCAACGUGAUCUAUUUCUUCUCCUUUCAAGGUUUAUAUUCUUCUACAAUGCAGCUGAAAAGCUAGAAAGCUUCUUAAAGCAAUUUCCUGAUAUGCCAAAUGCAUUUUUAAUUGGUGGACCAGCAGAUGUUUUUGUCACUGAAAUAGCUGAUCUGCUUCUUAAAUUGAAGGUUGAGCCGGCACUGCUACAUUAUCUUUCCCAGAUUAAGGUUCUCCAGGGUCUAGAACUAAGAAUGACAACAAGUACAAGGUUGAAGACCUGCUUGUAUAGCUUCACUUCUCCUGGUGGUCCAACAUAUCCAACUAGAGCCGUUCGUCAUGCAGCUUGGGAUGCCUUAGAUGUGCUUUUCCCUAAAAUAAAAGCUCAAGUUGUCACUCAUCCUUGAUUUUGCCGAAUGAUGAAUCUCCUGUGUGGGUUGUGGGCCUUUUGGGUGGCUAGCUGUUGGGGAAAGGGAGAAAAGAGCAAGCGUGUGUAGUCAUGGUUGCAGGUACUGCUACUGUCAUUAGCUCAAUAUCUUCAUGCCGUUGCAAUUCUAAGACUGAUAGCAGGUCUUUGCAAGCAUAGUUCUUUUGUUCAAAACGACAGAAGAAGAAGAAGAAAUUUUCAGGAGUAAAAUAGACGAGACAGUUUUUAUCCUAGUGUUCAUAUAAAGGAAAGGCAGUUGUUGAAAAUUUUUUUUUCAUUCAGUUACGAGCAUUUGAUCUUAAAUUGUUGAUGCCCUUCCGGUUGAAGUAUCUUAUCAGGUGAAUGAUGUUCUU